Molecule: messenger RNA, 1176 nt
Organism: Penicillium argentinense
Lineage: Eukaryota; Fungi; Ascomycota; Eurotiomycetes; Eurotiales; Aspergillaceae
Product: AA9 family lytic polysaccharide monooxygenase
Exons: 1
Coding region: 1-1176 (391 amino acids)
Source: RefSeq, a predicted model, not a curated record
AUGCUUCUUUCGAAGCCAGCGAGUUUUCUUCUUACCUCGGCUGCGCUGGUCGCAGGCCAUGGCUAUGUGACGAGUAUUGAGGUGGACGGAAAGGCCUAUGGCGGGUAUCUUGUUGAUACCUACUACUACGAGUCCAAUCCACCCGACCUCAUCGCCUGGUCCACCACUGCUACCGACGACGGCUAUGUUUCUCCCGCCGACUACGCUGAGUCCGACAUCAUCUGUCACCGCGGCUCCGCUCCCGGAGCUCUUUCUGCUCCAGUUGCUCCAGGCGGCUCGGUCAAGAUGACCUGGAGCACUUGGCCGGAAGAUCAUCACGGUCCCGUCAUCAGCUACCUCGCCAAAUGCGAUGGCGACUGCGCUGACGUGGACAAGACCACGCUGGAGUUCUUCAAGUUUGAUGCCGGUAGUCUUAUCAGUGAUUCCUCCAUUCCCGGAACUUGGGCUACCGACCAGCUCAUCAAGGAUAGCUAUAGUCGCACGAUGACCAUCCCAUCCGGUCUCGAGGCUGGAAACUACGUUCUCCGCCACGAGAUUAUUGCUCUCCACAGCGCUGAGAACAAGGAUGGUGCACAGAACUAUCCUCAGUGUAUCAACCUGAAGGUGACUGGCAGCGGCACCGCGAGACCCAGUGGAACACUGGGAACGGCCCUCUACAAAGACACGGACCCAGGUAUCUACGUCAAUAUCUGGAACACCUUGAGCUCCUACACCAUUCCUGGUCCGGCUCUCUAUACCGCUGGCAGUUCUGUGACAGCUUCAGAAGCUGCGAUCACGGCGACUUCUGCUCAGUCCACUGCUGCUGACGAAACCGCCUCCGGGCCGACGACGCUAGCAACUACCUCUCGCGCCGAGCCCUCCGAGUCCGCGCAAGCGUCCGAGGCUGUUGUCGUCGUUACCACCGAUGCCACCUCGUCCGCAAAUACGCCCACUGCCACGUCAACCUCCGGUGUCUUGAGCGGCUCUUGCAGCCAGGAAGGAUACUGGUACUGCAAUGGAGGCACUGCCUUCCAACGCUGCGUGAAUGGCGAGUGGGACGCUUCUCAAAGCGUUGCUGCAGGCACACAAUGCACUGCCGGGGUUUCUGAGGGUUUGGCUAUUUCUGCGACCAAGAAGUGUAGAGAGUUCUCACAUCUGCGUCGCCAUGUUGCUCGAAACAACCGCGUUCGUGCAUAA